Messenger RNA from Aegilops tauschii subsp. strangulata, 438 nucleotides. Lineage: Eukaryota; Viridiplantae; Streptophyta; Magnoliopsida; Poales; Poaceae. The record is from RefSeq and is a predicted model, not a curated record.
AUGCUCCCUCUCAUUUCUCCUUCCCCUGCCCCGUUGGACACCCCCCGCUCACGCCCGGCGCAUCCCACGGGCGCCCCGCCUGGUGCUCCCUGGCCUCCACGCCCGCCCGCGGCGCGCAUCGCCGCCCUUGACCGCGUCCACCCCCUGCUGUUGCUCCUCUGUCGCCUGCGGGCCUACUCGUCGCCGGCCCCGCAUUUCGUCCCCUGCGCCACCGACGUCGCCGCACCGUUGGCCAUCGCGGCCGCCCUGACCUCUGCCUCGACCACGCCCCCUGCUCCCUUCGCCCCUCUGCGCUGCCUCCGGCCACCGGUUCCCCCGGCUCCAGCCGCGCCGUGGCCGCCGACGCACGCCCUCCUGGGCGUCCGAGUGCUCCCCGCCCCUGGUGGCCUCGAGCACGCACGCCCGCACCCGAGCGCCCCGCUCCUGCAGCCCCGAUAG